AUGAGAUCCACUUCCAGAAAGAAAAAACAAACUCCCCAAUCCAGAUCAAUGAUGAUUAGUUUUCCAACUUGGAUAGUGUUAGGUCUUACCUUGACCAGUGUUAUUGCCCAAUCUACUGAAGUUAUUACAACUUCAGAUACAGCUUCAGAUAUAGAUUUGUGUCCACGUUUCCAUGAGGGAAACAUACCACCUUUCUUAUCAAGUUGUGAUUCCAAGAUUAAUGAAUGUAUCUCUAAUAACUUUGUUAAACAGUUCGAUUUUUGUCAAGCUUGUGUUGCCGUUGAUAGUACAGAUUUGAAGGAUGUUAAUAAUUGUCUUUGUGUUCAAUGUGGAUUAAAGGCAUUGGUUGAUGAUUGUUUUAAAGAUCAUUGCACGGAUAAAUCACAACUGGUAACCUUGAACAGAUUGUUAGAUGGGUUCUCAACCAAACGUCCAAAAUUUAACGUUGCUGAAAUGCCCACUGUGGAAAAUCCGCCUUUAGGUUAUUUUGAUUCAGAAGACGGUACUGGUAAAUACAGAAAUCUUCUCUCGUUUGAAAGAAAAUCAUUGGUACAAACUAUUGUUUAUCUGUUACAACCAAUCGAUGAGACUAGUACAGAUGUUGAUGCCCAAUUUUGGUGGAAAAAAAGGAACAAUAGAAAACACAAAGAUGAGGAAAAAGAUAAUAGUGGGGAUGAUCCUGGUAUUGAGGAAGGGUUUAAACCACCUCUCAUUUACACCACGACAGAUACAUAUACUACAUAUAUUCCUAAGGAGAAGACAUAUACUACUUGGAAACCAAAAACUAUCGAGACCACAGUUAUCAUUGAUCAAUGCGAGGGGAAGAGGUCAGUGACUACUAUUGCGGACACUCUUUACAUUACUGAUUAUGACACAAUCUACACUACCGACUAUGAUGUAUCUACUACUACCGAAUAUAAUACAAAAUAUAUUAAAAAACUAAAAACCAAGUAUCUCCAUGAUUAUGUUACUUUCACAGAAACAGAUUUUGAUUUAAUUACGAAAACAAAAUAUAAACAUGAUUUUAUUACUACUACAGAAACUGAAAUUGAACCCAGCACAAGGAUUAUUAAAGUUGGUAAAACGACAAAAACCGUUUCAGUGCCCGCAACUGUAACUCAAACUAAAACAAACACAGAAACGAAAUAUAAAUUCGAAUUAAAACGUAAAGUGAAGGUGACAACAUCCACCACGGUCAAAAUUGAAUCAAAAACAGCCACAAUAACCACCAUAAAGACCAAAAAAAGAUGGAUCCCAAGGACCACUACGGUGACAGCAGUGUCUUUAGCUACAACUACAGUAAACGGUAUGCCAUUGGUACCUAUGCUUUCUGGAAUUAAAUUUGGACUUUAUGAUGCAUCCGAGAACGAACUGGGAGAACAAAGAAGUCAGCCUUUAGAGAAGAGAUAUCCUAAUGAAAAAGUUGAACCUACAAUGACAGAAUAUAUGUCCCUGUACGCAACAGUCACUGAGCCAAGAAGUAAAAAAACAUAUUCUUUUACGGACUUUUAUUCUACUCCUCAGGUUGUAAGGAAUAAUGACAGGUAUCAGACAAAUUUCUCUAUUCCUCCGGACUCUACCUCUUCUGCGUCAAAGCUAAGUUCUCAACUUAUGGUUUAUACAUUUUUCACCGUAAGCUUGCUGAGUUUGUCAUUAAUGGGAAUGGUCAUUAUUCCAGAAUCCCAUUUACAACAAACCUACGAUCAACCCAAGAGUUCAUUAGAGGUGACAAAUCUAAAUGAAGAAGCAGCGAAGACUACAUUUCACAGACUACAAGAGAAUGAAACUAAUGAAGAAAUGGCCAUAAUCUUAAGUGUUGAUUAA
Messenger RNA from Naumovozyma castellii, 1824 nucleotides. RefSeq lists its product as uncharacterized. The coding region runs from base 1 to 1824 and encodes 607 amino acids. The record is from RefSeq and is a predicted model, not a curated record. Lineage: Eukaryota; Fungi; Ascomycota; Saccharomycetes; Saccharomycetales; Saccharomycetaceae. The transcript has a single exon.